AUGAGCAACGCGGUCCACGUCACGAGAGCUUCGGAAUUGGACGAAGGCACUGGGGGCCAGACAGCUGGCAUGGUGCGGAAGGGAGCCAUCAUCGACAAGUCUGAUAACAUCUGCUCCUUGGUGAUGUGUGCCCAGCCACAUACCUCUUCGGCCGUCCACCACCACGGAGAACAAGAUACGAUUGUAUAUGCUGCCAAGGGUUACGGAUCCAUCGUCUUCGAUGGUGGAAAGGAGCGAAAGGAUCUUUCGCCCGGGGACUUUGCGAUCAUUCCAGCAUAUACUGAGCAUCAAGAGGCGAAUCGUUCGGAUGAACCUGUUGAAUGGGUCAUAGUGCGAACGGGGCGUACACCGGUCACUGUCAAUCUUGAGGGCUGGGGAGAGAAAUAG
Molecule: messenger RNA, 387 nt
Organism: Aspergillus heteromorphus CBS 117.55
Lineage: Eukaryota; Fungi; Ascomycota; Eurotiomycetes; Eurotiales; Aspergillaceae
Product: RmlC-like cupin
Exons: 4
Coding region: 1-387 (128 amino acids)
Source: RefSeq, a predicted model, not a curated record